This is a messenger RNA of Oncorhynchus mykiss (rainbow trout), 800 nucleotides long. Lineage: Eukaryota; Metazoa; Chordata; Actinopteri; Salmoniformes; Salmonidae. The record is from RefSeq and is a predicted model, not a curated record.
GGCACGGCAACUGCACCGCUCAGCCCAACGCAUCACCGGGAGCACACUGCCUGCCCUUCAGGACAUCUACAGCACUCGGUGUCAAAGGAAGGUCAUGAAGAUCAUAAAGGACCUCAGCCACCUGAGCCACGGCUUGUUCACCACACUAUCAUCCAGAAGGCAAGGUAGGAAGUUUUGCUUCAUUGUGAUGAGGUUCUGGCAUAUGUCCACUGCUGAUGUUCCUGAGGACCAGGAGGGUACCAAGAUCUUCAAAAUGGCCACCACUGAAGAAGACGGCCCACAGAAGAAGAUAGUGACAGCUGUCUAUGAAUUCCACUGGGAGCUGACCAAGGGAGCUGAACCUGAUUGGACAGUCACUAACAUCUGGCACUAGAAACUGAUAGGGUGAUUAGACAAGACCCAUGAACACCUCUGUCACCAGGAUACAGCAUCAAACCAAGCAUACACAGUAUCGUUGACCUAAUUCAGCUCGGACAACAUUAAACUCAACAAAACGUUAUUAACCAACAGGACUUCAAUCAGCAGGACCAUUGUACUCAGCCAAGCGCACACAAACUCAACUGAAAUAUUACAAGUCAACAGAAGAGUCAUCUUGAAUCCUAGCUGCUUUGUAGGGUGGACUGGAUGGAACCAGAGCCCUACAACCUGAAAUACAGACCUAUUAUUUAUUCCUAAGUUCUCCGAUCUCAGGUUUGUUGGGAACAAUAGACUUUCUAUGAACCUCAGCAUGAACAAUUAGUUCAAACAAUAUCCCUGCUGUUAUAGUUUGUCCCAGAACAAAAUAAACUGCUUCACGGUGA